Molecule: messenger RNA, 1999 nt
Organism: Arvicanthis niloticus (Nile rat)
Lineage: Eukaryota; Metazoa; Chordata; Mammalia; Rodentia; Muridae
Source: RefSeq, a predicted model, not a curated record
CGGACAGACGGCUGCGGUGGAACGGCGGCGGCUCCUCGUCCUUACUCCCUCUGUUCUUCCCUCCCUCCUUUCCUUUCCCGGCGGGCCUGGCCGCCCAGCCCGACAGGCAAGCGGCAGCCAGUUCUCCGCCAAGCACUUGUGUGGAAGUCUGACUGCUUGUCCGUGGGACUGCUGCCUAUCUUGGGGAUCUACAAGUCUGAAGACCCUAGAAGGGGGAACUCAGUCUUCAAGGCCUCCCAGGGCAUGGCGUUGACUGUGGAUGUGGCGGGACCAGCACCUUGGGGCUUCCGCAUUAGCGGAGGCAGAGAUUUUCAUACACCCAUCAUCGUGACCAAGGUAACAGAACGGGGCAAGGCGGAGGCAGCUGAUCUCCGGCCUGGCGACAUCAUUGUGGCCAUCAACGGAGAGAGUGCAGAGUGUAUGCUACAUGCAGAGGCCCAAAGCAAGAUACGACAGAGCGCCUCACCCCUAAGACUGCAGCUGGACCGGUCCCAGACUGCCUCUCCUGGGCAGACUAAUGGGGAGGGCUCCUUGGAAGUGCUGGCAACAAGAUUCCAGGGCUCCCUGAGGACUCGCCAUGAGAGCCAGUCUUCCCAGAGGUCGCCCUGCUUCAGCCCAGCCUCUCUCAGUCCCAGGCCAUGUAGCCCUUUCUCCACUCCACCCCCUACCAGCCCAAUUGCCCUUUCUGGAGAGGAUGUGAUUGGCUGUAGUUUCCAGAGUCUGACUCGCUCACCAGGCCUUGCUGCCACUCACCACUUGACCUACUCUGGCCACCGCACCAGCCAACAGGCCGGCCACAGCAGCCCCAGCGAGUCCGCAGCGAGGGUGCUGCUCCAUUCCCCAGGACGGCCCUCCAGCCCCAGGUUCAGCACUUUAGACCUGGAGGAGGACUCAGAGGUGUUCAAGAUGCUUCAGGAGAACCGCCAGGGACGGGCCGCCCCAAGGCAGUCCAGCUCUUUUCGGCUCUUACAGGAAGCCUUGGAGGCUGAGGAGAGAGGUGGCACACCUGCCUUUGUGCCCAGCUCGCUGAGUCCCCAGGCUUCCUUGCCCACCUCCAGGGCCUUGGCCACCCCACCCAAACUCCACACCUGUGAGAAGUGCAGCGUCAACAUCUCGAACCAAGCAGUCCGAAUCCAGGAGGGGAGGUACCGACACCCUGGCUGCUACACCUGUGCAGACUGCGGGCUGAACCUGAAGAUGCGUGGUCACUUCUGGGUGGGCAAUGAGUUGUACUGUGAGAAGCAUGCCCGCCAGCGCUACUCAGUGCCCGGAACUCUCAGCUCUCGAGCCUGAGCCUCAAGGUGCUCAGCCUGUCUGCACUCUCAGACUCGGCAGACAGGACCAUACUGAGAGAAGCAGGGAAGGGUGAGAGUAGGUGAUAGAUCUUACAUGAACUGAGCUUGGGGAGUCCCCUUUGUCCUUGCUGGGUGAGGCCAAGGGUUGGGACUAGUGUCACGUUGCUAGUGCUAAGGACGGUUCCACUCUCUGGCCUUCCUCCCGCAGGCCAGGUUCUGUACUACAGUCUGUACUACAGGCCUCCAUAUUUGACAAGUUUCCGUAUAGGGUUGGGCACGGAUAGAAGUAUCUAGAAGGGAAAGGUGGGCCUGAGGUUAGUGAUAUUCAUGGUGUGAAGUUUCUAACAUAUGAACUCUAUAUACACGUGGAUAAAAUUAAGUGUCCUUUCUCCCUUCUUUCCCUGUUCUGGGAAGAAAGUUUUCAUUUAUAGGGACCCUCUUUUUCCUCCUCCCUUAAGUCCCACCUGCUAUGCAUCCCAUUGUAGAGGCCUGUUUCUUUUUUCUUUUUUUCUUUUUCAUAGCAUUGAGACAGUAUGCUAGCUACCUCAAACUUAAAAUUCUGCCUCUCAGCCUUCUGUGUGCCAGGGCUGUAAGCAUGAGCCUUACCACAUUCAGUCACUCACUUCGUUAAGUUUGGGGCUCUGUGCUUCCUUUAACUCUUUUGUAAAGGUGUGCCUUAAAAAAAAUGGUUGCUCAUGUUUGGA